AUGUAGGUAAUAUUAGGCUUUAUUUUAAAAUUUAAAUAAUAUUUUCAGCUUGUGAUGUAAAAAACGACAUUCGUAAUGGUGUAACCCCCACCAUUUGCUAACGAGUAACGUCUUUUUGAUUGAUGACGUCAUCAGUUUAUGUUUAGCGAGUGAGCAGUUACGAAAUUCACGAAAACCAUUUCCACGCUCACGUUUGUGUACAAUUUAUGUACGGCCUUUACAUAUUUAUAAAUUGUAACAUAUCAAACAUUAAAAAAUCUUACGACGUUUAUAUUCAGAGCAUCCAUGUGUAGUGUAUCUGAAAGUCAACGAGACGUUCGUUACGUUACUUUUGGCGGCAUCGCAUGAAGCCACAGAAAUAGAUUUCCUUGUGCAAUAUCGGUGUAUAUUGAAAUUUGGUGAACUUAAUUAAUUUUUGACGAUACCUCGCGAAGUCUUUCGUCAUAUCGUUUGGUGAGACCGAGGUGUAAUGAUGGUGUAAAAGAAGUAGUAACAUCAAGUCAGUAUCUCUGACAAAACAUGGAGAACCCGACGGUUAGCGGAUUGAGGUCAAGGUCUCGUUCGAAGACACCCUUCCUGCGGUCGAGCUGCGACCGUGAGAACUGCGUGGAGGGCGAGGAUCACCAGCACACGCACAAGUCUGGACGCAAGACUCCAGUGAAGAGAAGUACUCCAGUCAAGCAACUAAACCAAACUUCAAGCAAGGUGACUACAGAGACUAUAGCGGAAGACGAUGAGCCGUCGACCCCUGCGCACCGCACGCGACAGUCCACGAGGAAUGCCGCAGAAAACCUGGUCAAGACCUCCGACUACUCGUCAGACGAAAACCUGGACCGUCUGAAGGGGCAUAGGAAGGAGAUAUUCCAGAACGAGAUCAACAGUCAAUAUGAACGCGUGUCGACGAGCUCGCAGCGCUACACAUCGCUGUCUGACGUCACACUAAGCCCUAUUUACACGUCACGGAAUGUGACUCACGACCGCAGCUCAUCCCGCAUCGGCAGCCCGACGUACAGCGCGUGCUCCACCGACAGCUCCUUCGCUGAGCAGGCGCUCGCGGACACCAGUCUGCUGCUUGAGAUCAACCCGGACAGCGAACAUCUGCCUUCGAGACUCUAUAAGAUGGCGAGGGAGUAUUGGAACAAAUAUCCUAAAACGGACUACACAUACUCUCCCCUGUCCCGGGACCGCGUCGAGCUCGCACCCGGGCAGGUCGCGAUGCCGAACAUGUCGCGCCGCUCUCUGUCCCAGUUCCGCGUGCAGGGCCCCAACACCAGCGUGGACGAGUUAGACCGCCUGUCCGCCACCACCUCGUGGACGUCUAGCUCGCUGCGGCAACGGUAUCAGGCCAUAGACAGUUCGGAUGAUGAAACAGCGUACACCCACGGCAACGGCGGGAGCCUGCCGGUGGAGCAGCACUGGUGGAUCACGCGCCUGCUGCUCACCAUCAUUACCACCAUCACCACCAGCACCAGGAACACCUACCGAAGAAUCGUGGGGCCCUCCCACCGCUAUCCCUACACUGACCGCAGACCUGCUAAAGCGAGCCUACUGACCAGGAGCGCAGCAAUGGCGGCAGUUCCAUUCGUCUGGCUGUACACGCUUAUCCAGACAACUGUUACUACUACCGUUACGACGAUCACAGAAACCUUCACACCAAACCCAGCGAGUGAACAGAAGAAGUACAUAGCUCAGAGCUACAAAGAGAAAGAGAAGAUCGUUGCUAAGCGACGCUGGUGGCCGUGGUUCCUGCUGCUGAUGUUGCCCUGCGCCGCCUUCGGAUGGUACAACUAUGCUGAUCAGAUUCUGCCUCGAGACGAGAUCGUGGUGGAUGACUACAAGCCUCCGCAGAUCGUCCAAGACCCAGACUUGUCAAAACGUAUGGCGGCACUAGAAGGCUGGGCUGUCAACGUAGACAAUCGCUUGAAGUACUUUGAUAACAAACUCUCAAAAUUCGACAACUUUGAAGCUCAAAUCGAACAAUACUCGCUCAAACACUUACAACAGAACUUAAUCCAAGUGUUUACGACGAACGAGAAUUCCGAAGCCCUCUCUGCGAAGUUAAAACAGUACUUUGAUAAAGAAUACAUAUCUAAGGAACAAAUGCAGGCCAUGAGUCAAGAGAUUCACGAGCGACUUAUCAGUACUUGGAAACCAGAUAUGGACGAGGAUAGGAUACGUCAGCUGGUGCAGGAGUACCUGUCCGUGUUCGAGAGACGACAGAUGGAGGUUAUAGUGGAGAGGGUGAGGGAGUAUAUGAAGAAUGCGGAGGUUCAGAGUGUACAUAGCGGGAUGGACAUAGAGGCGGUGAAGCGAGUGGUCGCCGGCAUGCUGAAUGUCUACGACGCUGAUAAGACUGGCCUCGUUGAUUACGCUUUGGAAUCUGCAGGUGGGCAAGUGAUCUCGACCAAGUGCACGGAGCUGUACCAGAUCAAGACGAAGCAGUACAGCAUCCUGGGCCUGCCCGUGUGGUGGGUGUACACGUCCCCGCGAUACGCGCUCACGCCGGGCGCCAUGCCCGCCGAGUGCUGGGCUUUCCAGGGCUUCCCGGGGUACCUAGUGAUACGCACGUACGCGAUAAUAGAAGUGACGGGCUUCUCAAUGGAGCACAUGUCACGUCUGCUGGCCGUCGAGGGCAAGAUCGAGUCUGCGCCGAAGAACUUCUCAGUAUACGGCCUCCACGGCGAGAUGGACACCGACCCGCAUCUGUUCGGUAACUAUCAAUACGAUGCAAACAGCACCGCCAUACAGUACUUCCCAGUUCAGUAUCCUAAGACGACAGACAUCGGAGGCGUGGCCUACCCGGUCGCCUACGACACGGUGGAGCUGCGGGUGGAGAGUAACCACGGCAACCCCACCUACACCUGCGUGUACAGGUUCCGGGUGCACGGCAACCCGCUCUCCGACAUCCGCCGCGCCACCGAGGACAGCAUCAAGGACAGCGAGACGUAGCACACACUCACACUAUUCCUAAAACAACUCAGGUGCCACGGAAUGGAACUCUGUGACAGUCAAUAUCGUCCAAACAAAUUGUGUUCAAAUGAGGAUAGUAAUCAUUCCUAGGCUUAUUCAGUGUAGUGUAAAGUGGCCUUAUCUAUAUAAAUUUCUUAAUAUUUAUAGUACAAAAACUGUUGACUUUGUUAAGGAUGUACUAAGUAAGUUAUGGACGACCGUGUGCUUCGACCAGUGACGUUUUCAUUAUCUCUGAUACCGCACAAUGCCCGCAAUACGCUUAGUUGUUCUGAAUACUUUUUAACUGUAUUUAUAUGUAGUUUGUUAGUUUACUUUUAAGUUUUUAAUUAAGGUUUUGAUUUUAUAACUAGAUAUAUCAUUUUAAUUGUUGAUUUGGAAACGGUGUGAUCUAACACUAGUAUACUGAAUUUGAUUUAGGUAUCUAUUGUAAAAUACUACGCUAAUAAAAUAUGACCUUUUCAUAUUAACUCAAAGCCUAACUAAACUUAAUCAGUAGGUAAAACAAUGAACUGUUGCAAUUAUCUUUAAAUAUGAUUAAGGCGUAGUAUAAAACUAGGAUAUAUUUAUUUGGUAGCUACUAGUAUUAACCCUAGAAAG
Molecule: messenger RNA, 3567 nt
Organism: Trichoplusia ni (cabbage looper)
Lineage: Eukaryota; Metazoa; Arthropoda; Insecta; Lepidoptera; Noctuidae
Exons: 12
Coding region: 520-2949 (809 amino acids)
Biological process (GO): nuclear envelope organization
Cellular component (GO): nuclear envelope; meiotic nuclear membrane microtubule tethering complex
Molecular function (GO): protein-membrane adaptor activity
Source: RefSeq, a predicted model, not a curated record